This is a messenger RNA of Penaeus vannamei (Pacific white shrimp), 704 nucleotides long. The record is from RefSeq and is a predicted model, not a curated record. Lineage: Eukaryota; Metazoa; Arthropoda; Malacostraca; Decapoda; Penaeidae.
ACCUAGCAGUGGGCGUGGCUUCGUUUCGGCCACUAUAUAAGGAGACGCCGCCGAGUCAUCGGCAGAGUCGCCGGAGAUUCCCUGUGGACAUGAAGACUUUGGCCAUCGCUGUCGCCCUCGUGGCGUUUGUAGGAGUCAGUGUGAGCGGAGAUCCUGAAGCUGAUGCUGAGCCCAGCCGCUAUGGAGGCGGCUUUGGAGGCCAUGGGGUGGUGUCCUACAGACCCGCGUACAACAGCUACGGCUACGGACGCUGGAAGAGGAGUGCUGAGGCUGAGCCUGUAGCUGAGGCUGAUCCCGAGGCCGAUCCUUCCCGCUUCGGAUACGGGCAUGGCGGCUUUAGUCACGUGUCCUUCCAACCCGUAUACAGCAGCUAUGGCUACGGACGCUGGAAGAGGAGUGCUGAGGCUGAGCCUGUAGCUGAGGCUGAGGCUGAUCCCGAGGCCGAUCCUUCCCGCUUCGGAUACGGGCAUGGCGGCUUUAGUCACGUGUCCUUCCAACCCGUAUACAGCAGCUAUGGCUACGGACGCUGGAAGAGGAGUGCUGAGGCUGAGCCCGGAUUCAGCUUCGGUCACGGCUUCGGAGGUCACGGCCGCUUCGGAGGCUACAGGGGCUAUGGAGGCCACGGCGGAAGCUUUGGUGGACAUGGGCGUUUCUACGGCUGAAGGGUUCAUUUUUCCCAAGAUCAAUAAAGCUGAGCAAUUCUA